AUGAAAAAGGAGAAUGAACGACGUCUUGACGUCGUAUGUGAUGAAAAGGAAGCCAGAAUGCUCGAAGACGAACAACUGGCACUUCUGAUGCAGAACAAAGAAUUUCUUCGCUGGAUUCGACAUGAACAGCUUCCGUACAUUUCGUCCUCGUCUCGGCCAGCAAAAGUGCAUCGGAAAAGAAGUUCAGGCAAGGAACAUGCUUCGUUAGGAGCUUUGAAAGAAGGACAUCUAUGUUUUACAGGUCCACCCGUUCCAGAGGGGCCGGUGGUCGAUGAGUUGAUCAUCAACGCUGAGCCGGAUCUCAAAGAUCGACUGAAGAACGUAAGCAAAGUGUCCAAAGAACGCCUUCUACAACUUGCCGCCCGCUUUCGACGAAGCAAUUCAGCUCAUCUUAACGCUUUCUGA
Messenger RNA from Ostertagia ostertagi, 405 nucleotides. Lineage: Eukaryota; Metazoa; Nematoda; Chromadorea; Rhabditida; Trichostrongylidae. The record is from the annotation of a GenBank genome assembly.